Lindgomyces ingoldianus is the source of this 688-nucleotide messenger RNA. RefSeq lists its product as uncharacterized. The record is from RefSeq and is a predicted model, not a curated record. The annotation marks the transcript as partial. Lineage: Eukaryota; Fungi; Ascomycota; Dothideomycetes; Pleosporales; Lindgomycetaceae. The transcript is spliced from 8 exons.
AUGAAGCUCCGAGCCCCAGUCCCAGGCUCUGAGCCCCAGCCAAGGCUCUCAGUAUACGCGACACACCCCCCAGCGUCAACUUGGCUUGUUGGAGCAGCGCUGCGCGUUUACCCUGUGUUUGUGCUCGUUGCCCCAGGCAGCGCGAUGAUCGUUUCCCUAGGCAGCACAGGUCACGUGCGUGCCCUUCUCUUCUGUAAGUCCCAACAACAUGCCGCGUGUAAGUUAAUGCUUUUGAGAGCUCCAAGAACAACUCCAAACCUGUCUGCGAUCUCCGCUAACGUGUGUAUGAAGCUCAAUAAAGCUAAACGAGCCGCUCGCGCGCGUGCCCUGCGGGGCCGCGCUGCCCGCAAGCCCGCAGCCCCCCGCCGCCCUGCGCCUACCACCGCCCGCCGCCCUGCGCCCACCACCCCCCGUCGGCCCGCGCCCCCCGGUCCGGUCUCGACUCCUCGCCGGCCUCCCCCUGUGGGGAGUGCCAUGAUUCCGCCACUGGCGGUUCGCGCUGCUGGCGCUGUUCCUCCGGGCACAGCUGCCUGCCCCUAUAAGCCCUGUAGCAGUGUUCCCCCCGUCGCCGUCGUCUAUGCGCGGCGCCUUGUUGCGGCGCUCGUCGCGGAGGACGAGCGGGCUGCGUCCCGGCUUCGGCCGGUGGUUCGAGCUCUGCUCGAAGAAGAUGUCGUGGAGGAGGAGGAGG